This is a messenger RNA of Mya arenaria, 8502 nucleotides long. RefSeq lists its product as uncharacterized. Lineage: Eukaryota; Metazoa; Mollusca; Bivalvia; Myida; Myidae. Gene Ontology annotation, molecular function: sterol binding; sterol transfer activity. The record is from RefSeq and is a predicted model, not a curated record. Gene Ontology annotation, cellular component: endoplasmic reticulum membrane; plasma membrane; endoplasmic reticulum-plasma membrane contact site. The transcript has 14 exons. Gene Ontology annotation, biological process: intracellular sterol transport. Bases 257 to 1426 code for a protein of 389 amino acids.
CACAAUAUCCAAAAUGGUUGCCUACCUGUCAAUCUUUUCUAAAUAGGCUUUGAUUGCAAAAUCGACCAAUUAGACAUAAUUUGUGUGAGAGUAAGCCAUUACCAUUAUUACCUGCAAGUUUGAUUGACCAGCAUCACUCAGUAACAAUGGAUAGGUACAGAAUAUGCCUUGUCUCCAUUAGCCAGCUCAGACUCUGCUCCUGCUGCUGUUACUGAACACAAGCUCCAAGAAUUGGAGUGCUGCACAUAUACUUCAUAUGGAUCCACCACAGUCUUUGAGCAAGUCUCGUACUCAGAAAUUCCACAAACUCUUCAAAAGUGUGCCUGAAAAUGAGUACCCUGUCGACUAUUUCUCCUGCGCGUUUAUCGGCGACAUCCUACUUCAGGGAAACCUCUACGUCUCUCAAAACUGGUUUUGCUUUUACUCACGGAUACGGGGACGUGGAAGACUUUUGGAGAUACCGAUGGAUUUAGUUAUCAGCAUAACACCAGAAAAAACAGCCUUAAUUUUCCCAAAUGCAAUAGGCCUUCAGACCAAAAAUGAAAAGUAUGCCUUUGGAUCGUUCAUAGCCAGGGACAGUACAUAUAGGUUUCUGGUGAGCAUGUGGAAGAAGUCUCAUGAAACAAAGAGUAGCGGUGGUACCACAGAUGGCAAUGUUGGUGCCAAUGGAGACACAUUCAAGGCCCCAAAAAUGUUAAAGAAAUCCAAAAGCACCCCAGAUGCUCAACAGACCAAAAAUGAGUUCCUCGACUCUAAAUAUUCCAGUAGUGUUUUACAUUCCAACUCCAAGAGUGACUCAAGCGACCAAUCAGACAGCAGUAUAUGUAUCCAGGAGAGUAAUUCACUCGAUAUCAGUGAUGUUGACCAAGAUCUCAGCCCUAGGUCAGAUUCUAGUCCCCAACACCUGCCCGCUACCAAACCCCCAAAGCCUCCUCGCCGCCGACUGCCACAGAACCUGGUCGCUGUCAGUGCUCGAAAGGCUGAGAUGGAAGGCAGGCGGUUGCAAUUUCCUUACUCAAUUGUUCAUUGUAUAGACAGAAAACGGACAGUUCAGGCCAUUCAGAAGUCUGCAGUCAAACUACAAAACAUUCCAAAGACCAAUUUCCUUCUUUCAGUUUGCACAGUAUUGGUGAUGUUUCUGAUCCUGUCAGCUAUUGGACUAACAUACAAGAUUCUUGACCUGGAGACCAAACUGAAUGCCCAAGCACCUUGGACCUCUGCUGACAGCAGCGAGUCUAGGUACAAGUCUUACAAUGAUAUGAUGGAUAUGCAGUCUUCACUUCGUGACUCUACGGCCCAGCAUAUACACAAUGUAUUGAGGGCAAACAUAAAAAUCCUGCAAGAGAUAAAUUCCAGUCUACAACAUUUACAGAAGGGAUAUUUCAGCAACUCUGCUGAAGAGGCUUGCAAAGCUGGCAAAUGUUGAGUGCCCCAAGAGAAAGCUGCAGACAACAGCUGAGUUGUGCCACAUCUAAUCAAACAAGCAUUAUAUUCAUGGGUAUUUGAAAAGCAAACGAAUUAUGGCAUUGAAUGUCAUGAAUGUUUUUUAUUGAAUGUAAAUAGUUAUGGUUAUGUUAUAUUUAUAUAUUUUAUGCUGCCUUGUUAAAGUUAUAUUAGCUCCAAAAUUCAAAGAAUAGUGAGAGCUAUACUACUCACACUAGCAUCGGUGUCAGGUCACACCUUGGUUAAGGUUUUGCAUGUAAGCACCUUCAAAUAAGUCAUUAUCUCAGCAAAUACAUCAAGUAAUGCAUUGAAACUGGACAUGUGUGUUCCCAACUAUCCAAUCUACUAAAUUAAUGAAGUUAGAUAACACUGAUUUGAAAAUGGUGCAAAUUCAAUGUGGGCCUUUAUUAUUCAAAUUCUGGUUAAGGUUAUUAAUGUAAGGCCACAUAGGUUAAUAUCUCAGCAACUACAAGAUGUAUUGCAUUGCGACUAUAUACAAUGGUACUUAACGAGCCAACCUUAUUCAUUGAUCAAGAUAACUCUAUUUUGCAUAUUAUAUAAAUUUUGCCCCUUUCUCCUUUGACUUAGAAAUUCUGGUUAAGGCUUUGCAUGUAACUUUGAAACUUCAUAUCAAGUAUGAUAACUCUAUCAUGUAUAUAAUGCAAAUUUUGCCCCUUUAUUUUUUACUGGUUCAGGUUUUGCAUGUAAUCUAAUUUUUCAAUGAUCCUUGCACAAUUCACCAAAAUUCUGCAAUCCUUUAACUUAAAAGUGGCAGAAUAGUUGAGCGCACUGUCUUUUUGACAGCUCUUGUUCUUGUUUACCAUAUUGGUAAAAGUUAUUUUUUCACAUGCACACUUUUCUCUCUCCAUGACUUUCAUUGCUUUGCAUUUCGAAAGAGCAUAUAUAAUUUGGGGCCUGGCCUAAACUUUAAAAAAAACUGAUGAGGAACAUGCUUAUGUUAGACCAGGGUCCAUAUUAUAGAAGCAUCUAAAGAAAAUUUUAACAUGUUUUAAAGAAUAAAUAUUGGAAUUGUUAUAUUUCUUGAAAAAACCAAUUACUUAAAAUGGAUUUUUCAUUUUUUUUAAACUCAUAUUUCCAUAUUUUAAUUGCAGAAUAUACACUACCUUGACACUUUCUACCGGUGACAAAAAAGGAAAAUGUACAAUUUAACUUAAGAUGCUUCUGUAAUAUGACCCUGGAGUGUAUCACACUUAAAUCAAAUUAUGCAAAUUGCUUUUACGAAAAGAAAAGAAGUACCAAAAGUCUCAAAAUUCCUUAAAAUGUAAAUACUCAAAAUCUUUUACCAUAACAAAAAUAAAGAUUGUUUGAGGAAUAAGGGCAAGAGAGUGCUCAUGUUUAGAUGUAUUAAGAUGAGUGGCAUCCCUGUGCUAAGAUAAUCACUAUCAGGACCCAUUUUCACUAACACUUAGAGUCUGAUUUUCAUUUAAGGAUCUUACUCACAAAUGAAUUGUCAAGCCGGAAUGCCAACAUUUUUAGACUUCUUUAUUACUUCAGUUCGGAUCUCAUGAAUAUAGCAAAAUGAAGAAAUUAUCAUAUUAAGAUAAUAUCACUUUACAGUUUAGAUUAUUUACAAAUUGGGCUCCUGAUUGCGAAUGCUGAAGUCUUAAAUAGCAUAAGAUAAUUUGUAAGCAAUGGUAUGUUUUUUGAAUCCUCACAACACACAUGUCUCGAGUCAUGGAAUAUCCAAUAUCAAUUUUUCAAUGAAAGAAACAGAUGUGCAGUUUUGAGUAUGAACUGAAGACACUUGAAAUUAGUGUAUAUGGUCCCAGUUGAUAUGUGAAACAAGGCUCAAACUCAAACUAGUCUGCUUCAAUUCUUUAUUGAAACUGAAUUUUCAGCUUACAAGUGCUCAUUAAAAGUGUGGAUAAUUAUUUAUUAAAUUAUUUAGACGAAAUGUAGCAUAUGCUAGUAAUAGGCAGAACCAUUUGCUUUUACAGAAAAAAACACAUUUAUCAUAAGUUUAUUUAACUGAUUUGACAUCUUUUUAAUUUUUUGUCUUGAAAUGAGCCAAAAUUUGCAAAAAUGUCUCAAAAUCAGUGAUAUAAGACUGCCGAUAAAAGAUCAGAUGGCAGUGUUCAGCAUGACUGAGAUCUACUAUUGUUUUAUUGUGAGGUAUCUAAUGACUGAAUUGAAUGUAUUGAUGUCAAAAUCAGCUGAUUCUGUGGCUAGAAAAAAAUAUAAAACAGUUGUCAAAUCAGUCAAUAUGGCCUUAAAAAAUAUGAUAACAAUUUGUUAAAGCUUCCCAGAAAUGCAAUCUAGGGCCUCAAAUGCCCUUUAUAAUAAUUGCUAUUGUCUGUCUUGCUGGGCAAGGCAGGUUUAUGUAUAUAUUUAUGUAAAAUAUGACCAUUUAACUAGAAUGUGAAAAUGGUCAUCUUACUCUGUUGUGAUACUUACCAGUACAUGUGACUGUAUAUAUAUAUACAAGUACAUGUGACAUGGAUAUUUUAUGUUUACUUUUUAUUGUAUAAUUCAUGUACAACUACUUAUUGUUACGGUUAAUGAAAUUAGAAUGUCUCAAUCCAUCCAUCAAUCAUUAAAUCAAUCAGUCAUAAUCUUGAAUGCUUGAUUUGCAUUUCAAUAUAACACAUGAAAUAGAAAUAUUUAAGAUAAAUAGAAAGGAUAGUAAUAUUAAUGAGACUGUUAUUAAUAUUAUUUCUUAAGUAUUAUUUCUAAUUAACAUUAAAUUACAAUUAUUUUUCUAAAUAAAUAUAUGUUUGCGAAUGUGUGUUACUCAGAGCUCAGCUAUGUUACUCUGCUUUCUGAUCAAUAUGAAUGAUGUCAUUUCCUUGGAGCUUUUGUCCUUGCAGAGAUUUUUUUAUCAUAUUUUUGCGUACAAUGUUGCAAUCAAUUUUGUCAUUGUAAGUAUUACCAAGAAGUAUUCCCUGAAUACUUUGAUAUGUUUUCCAUGAACUGAAAUAUAUACAUACUUUGUAUUAAAUUGACAUCAUUGUGCAUUGAAAAUCCACAUUGUGCUAUUGGCACUAAAAUAUGAAGAAUGCUUAUAAUUUGAUAUAAACAAUCAUAGUUAUGCAUUUUUUAUUCCGUUUUAUUUAAACCUUCAUAAAAGUUUAUCAUCAAAGUACCAAAGAUUCACAUAAUUGUUCAGUUAAUACCAAGUUAACAGAUGAAUAUCAGCUCAUCAUAAUAAGAAGUCUAUACUUAUGAAUGGUUACAAAUGGUUAAUCAUUGAACUGCCAGUCAUAAUUUUAUCAUUUGGACAAUUCAUAUGACGCUGAACCACCCUGAUAUAUAUUCAUAACUGUUUGCCCAAUGGAGAGAUUAACAAGACACAUGAUAACCUAAGACAAAGCACAAUUGGACUUGGAUUAAAUAUGAUCUGUUGUCAAACAAAGAACAUAUAGGUAUUUAGCAUUAGGGCGUUCUUAUUCCGAUUUAGUAUCUUGUCAAUUCUUUUAAUCAUUCACAUUGAACCGAAUAGUUUCUCUAGAUAUAGAUGAAUAUAUUUAUUUGCUUUAUUAUGUGAAAAGUUUGAUUUUUAUGAAAACUAACAACAACAAAUCCAUUGGAGCAAUCAGUCUGAAGAAAACUGACUUUUUGGUUUACAAUUGUCUGUUUUAGUUGGACAUGUAUCUUUCCCAAACCUUAGCUUUUAUGCAGACAAGUUUGUUUUACGGAUGUUAUUCUUACAAAUCACUUGCACACUGGGGUACUUUUGUUCCAUACAAUAAUGUAACACAAACCAUCCCAUGGCCAAAACAUCCCAUGCCAUUUUUUACUAGGUGGACAAAAGAUCUCACAUCAUUUUGACACUGUGGACAAAAGACUCACAUCUUUUGACACUGUGUACAAUAGUCCCACAUCAUUUUGACAUGGUGGACAAAAGACCCACAUCAUUUUGACAUGGUGGACAAAAGACCCACAUCAUUUUGACAACGUGGACAAAAGACCCACAUCAUUUUGACAUAGUGGACAAAAAUCCCACAUCAUUUUGACACGAUGGACAGAGAUCCCACAUCAUUUUGACAUGGUGGACAAAAGACCCACAUCAUUUUGACAACGUGGACAAAAGACCCACAUCAUUUUGACAUAGUGGACAAAAAUCCCACAUCAUUUUGACACGAUGGACAAAGAUCCCACAUCAUUUUGACAUGAUGGACAAAAGACCCACAUCAUUUUGACAUGGUUGACAAAAGCCCCACAUCAUUUUAACAAGGUUGACAAAAGCCCCAUAUCAUUUUGACACGGUGGACAAAAGCCCCACAUCGUUUUGACACGGUGGACAAAAGACCCACAUCAUUUUGACAUAGUGGACAAAGAUCCCACAUCAUUUUGACACUGUGGACAAACGACCCACAUCAUUUUGACACGUUGGACAAAAGCCCCACAUCAUUUUGACACGGUGGACAAAAGCCCCACAUCAUUUUGACACGGUGGACAAAAGACCCACAUCAUUUUGACACGGUGGACAAAAGACCCAAAUAAUUUUGAAAUGGUGGACAAAAGACCCACAUCAUUUUGACACGGUGGACAAAAGACCCACAUCAUUUUGACAGGUGGACAUAAGACCCACAUCAUUUUGACAUGGUGAACAAAAGACCCACAUCAUUUUGACAUGGUGGACAAAAGACCCACAUCAUUUUGACAUGGUGGACAAAAAAUCCACAUCAUUUUGACACAAUGGACAAAAGACCCACAUCGUUUUGACACGGUUGACAAAAGACACACAUCAUUUUGACAAGAUGGACAAAGAUCCUAAAUCAUUUUGACACAGUAUACAUAAGAUCCCAUACCGAUUUGCCACCCUGGACAUCACAUUCAAUACUGUACAUGAGAUCACAUAGACUUUUUCUGUAUAAUAUGUUUUCUUGACACUUAUAAUUAAAUUGUCUUACUCUUUAUAUUGUUCAUAUUCUGUGAAAUAAUUGUGAAAGAUUCUCUUCAUAUUAAAAUUUACUACCACCCAUUUCAUUCAAUUGUUUACAUUUAUCAAUUUCAAGGAACAACAUUAAAAUUUAUUUGUUAAUGGGAUGUGAUGUCCAGGGUGGCAAACUUGUAUGGGAUGUGAUGUGCAGGGUGGCAAACCUGUAUGGGAUGUGAUGUCCAGGGUGGCAAACCUGUAUGGGAUGUGAUGUCCAGGGUGGCAAACCUGUAUGGGAUGUGAUGUCCAGGGUGGCAAAACUGUAUGGGAUGUGAUGUCCAUGGUGGCGAACCUGUAUGGGAUGUGAUGUCCAGGGUGACAAACCUGAAUGGGAUGUUUUGUCCACCAUGUCAAAAUGAUGUGGGAUGUUUUGUCCACCGUGUCAAAAUGAAGUGGGAUCUUUUGGCAGCCUAGUAAAAAAUGGCAUGGGAUGUUUUGUCAAGGCUCUUUACUAACAAAAAAUCCUUGGCCAAUGAAAUUGUAUAUGCAUUACUUUUGGUUUACACAUGUGUUAAUAUUAGUCAUGAUUCAUGAUAUCAUCUCUUAGGUAAUCUUUUUUUUUUUCUUUUUAUUGACAUUUGUUAUUCCAAAUGAGGAUAUUAAUUAUACUGAUGUUAAAAAUGUUAUUGUUUUUUAUGUUGGAUGUUUGUUAUUUUAUUAUUUAAUCUGAACUCUGUGAUAAAUAUGAAGCGAGAGUGGUAUUCGGUUUCGAUUUGAGGCCAAAGAUAGUUUGUCUUUAGUUUCUCAAAUAUGUAUACAAAAUGAGGCAAGUGGAUGGGCUUUAUUAUUUAUCUUAAGAAUAAAAAAUAUGUAUAUGUUGGCAUAAUCAAACAUUACAUCUCUGGCCUGAAUGAUGUUGUUAGCUUUUGGACAUAUCUAAAUAAAGAUUUGUUUCCAAUUAGACUAAGCUUCCCAUUGACAAAACCUCCAACAUCAUUAUUGACAAGGUGGACGAAACAUCCCAGAUCGAUUUGACACUCAAAUCCCAUUGACAGUUAAGUAUCAAUCAUUUACAAUUAGAAAUAAUGUAAUAAUUUGUGAAAAAGUGUGUUCAUAUGGACAAACAUAUACGCGAGCUAAUGUCAAGAAUGGGAUGUUUUGUCCACCAUGUUGAAAUGAUCAGGGAUGUUUUGUCCACCAUGUUGAAAUGACCAGGGAUGUUUUGUCCACCAUGUUGAAAUGACCAGGGAUGUUUUGAACAUGGGAUGUUUAGUACAACUCCUCAAUGCAAAUGUAUUUGUUUGCACUUAAGUCUCAAUACCUUAAUGUUAUUAUACCCCCCAAAACAAAGUUUGGGGGGGGGGGGUAUACUGGAAUCGGGUUGUCCGUCUGUCUGUCUGUCCGUCUGUCCGUCCGUUUUUUUUUUGUCCGGGAUUCAUCUUUGUCGUUAUUGAACAAAUCUUUUUCAAACUUUCAGAUAUUAAUGGCCAUGAUGUAAACUUGCGCCUCUGUGAAAUUGGUACGGGUCACAUGACCCUGACCAGAGUUAUCUCCCCUUGAUGUGUUAAAGUAGGCAAAAUAAGCCCUGGCCGGGAUUCAUCUUUGUUAUUAUUCAACAAAUCUUUAUCAAACUUUCAGAAAUUAAUGGCCAUGUUGUAAACUUUCGCCUCUGUGAAUUUGGUACAGGUCACAUGACCCUGACUGGAGUUAUCUCCCCUUGAUGUGUUAAAGUAGGCAAAAUAAGCCCUGUCCGGGAUUCAUCUUUGUUAUUAUUCAACAAAUCUUUAUCAAACUUUCAGAAAUUAAUGGCCAUGUUGUAAACUUUCGCCUCUGUGAAUUUGGUACAGGUCACAUGACCCUGACUGGAGUUAUCUCCCCUUGUAGGCAAAAUUAGCUUUGUCCGGCCUAACUCCAGGGCAAACAACCUAGACAUGGAGGGGUGGGGGGUAUUCGUUAGCCUAUGGCUUACAGUUCUAGUUUGGCCUGGCUUUUUUAACUUGUUAUGGAAUGCACUGAUAGUUCAAUGUUUGUUUUGUCCAUUCUUUGUAUAUUUAUUCGUUAUUUAUGUCAUUGAUAAUCAAGACUUGCAACCACAUUACAAAACCAUUCGGUCCAUAUCUUUGCGUUGUUUAAUGCGGAGAUUGUUUCUGCGAUUUUCUACUCGAAUAUGUUGAUUUAUCUUUUGGGUAUGGACGAAGAAUAAAGCACUGAAACUAAAA